This is a messenger RNA of Branchiostoma belcheri (Belcher's lancelet), 4406 nucleotides long. RefSeq names its product thyroid peroxidase-like. The record is from RefSeq and is a predicted model, not a curated record. Gene Ontology annotation, cellular component: membrane. Gene Ontology annotation, molecular function: heme binding; iodide peroxidase activity. The coding region runs from base 159 to 4406 and encodes 1415 amino acids. Gene Ontology annotation, biological process: response to oxidative stress; thyroid hormone generation. Lineage: Eukaryota; Metazoa; Chordata; Leptocardii; Amphioxiformes; Branchiostomatidae. The transcript is spliced from 26 exons.
AAUAACGUACUUGGAUAGGUCAAGGACAUCAUAGAGUCUAUAUAAUGUCCUUUCUGCGGCCUUGAACGAUCAAAGAAAAAGUUAAGUGUAACUGCCUCUUUGUCUUUGUACCCCAUCGAAUUCGACGUUGGUCUCAUAAACAUCUUCUCUUUUUCACAAUGCAGGUAACCAUGUCGUCAGUCACUGGGCUUCUCGUCUGCCUACUUGUCAUCUCGACCCUGCUGGCGUCAGUAGAGGCGCAGUGCAGCGGCUACAAAUGCUGUGAUGAGGGGGAUAAGAGCUGCGUCAGAAAAACAGACGAUGACAAGCCAUGUUACUGCGAGCCUGACUGUUUGUACCGGGAGGACUGCUGUCCGGACUACCAGAAAACCUGUGUAUUACUGAACGGCGCGGAAAUGCAUUACCCCGGCGACAAAUUCGUCACAACCUCGAUACUUGAAGCUAUGACUCGUGUGGACACUGCGAUUAACAGAACCAAGCAGAUGCACGAUGAUCCGAACAGAGAAGUGACGCCAGAAGACUUCCUGGACCUGUUCCGUCACAUGAGUCAGGGCGCCCAGCGGGAGGCACGGGCGGCUCAGAUUUUUGAGAUUACCCUUCAGCUGGUGGCAGAGAAGGUCAAGGCUAACCUUAGGAUUAGCAAGAUGUUCGGAGACAUUCCUUCCAUCAGCGAGAUGAUCUCUCAGGAGCAGCUCAACAAAAUCGCCUCCCUCUCCGGCUGCGCACGCUCCGUGACCCGGGUCAACUGUUCCUCAGACUGCCUCUCCAGCAAGUACCGCACCAUCGACGGGAGCUGCAAUAACAGGGAAAAUCCGCUCUGGGGCUCUUCACUCACACCCUUCCACCGUUUCCUGCCGCCGAUCUACGAGAACCAGUGGAACGAGCCCGUGGGCUGGAACAAGACUCGGGAGUACAACGGAUUCACCCUGCCCAGCGUCCGCCAUGUUUCCAACCAGCUGAUGACCACGCCGACAGACGUGGAGGAUCCUGACUACACCCACAUGCUGACUCAGUGGGGACAGUUCUUGGACCACGAUCUCGAUCUGACCGCAACCGCUGUGGGGCGCACCAUGUUCAGACCCGGGAUGAACGUGACCUCGUGUUCAGAGACCUGUGAACACAUCAUCACGGCGGUAUGUCUAAUUGAGCUCAAGAGAUUUCGUGCCAGGUACAGUACUGUACUGUACAUAUGUCGCCAAGAUUAUCGUCCAUUUUCCUAUACAAGUGGGGACGUAUUUGCCGUACAUACUCUAGACCGCCGAGGUGAACAUGCCGAGAUAACCAUGUCGUCAGUCACUGGGUUUCUCGUCUGCCUACUUGUCAUCUCGACCCGGCUGGUGUCAGUAGAGGCGCAGUGCAGCGGCUACAAAUGCUGUGAUGAGGGGGAUAAGAGCUGCGUCAGAAUAACAGACGAUGGCAAGCCGUGUUAUUGUGAGCCUGACUGUUUGUACCGGGAGGACUGCUGUCCGGACUACCAGAAAACCUGUGUAUUACUGAACGGCGCGGAAACGCGUUACCCCGGCGACAAAUUCGUCACAACCUCGAUACUUGAAGCUAUGACUCGUGUGGACACGGUGAUUAACAGGACCAAGCAGAUGCACGAUGAUCCGAACAGAGAAGUGACGCCAGAAGACUUCCUGGACCUGUUCCGCCAGAUGAGUCCGGGCGCCCAGCGGGAGGCACGGGCGGCUCAGAUUUUUGAGAUUACCCUUCAGCUGGUGGCAGAGAAGGUCAAGGCUAACCUUAGGAUUAGGAAGAUGUUCGGAGGUAGGAUUCUUCCUACAGCUAGAAUUCUAGGUGACAUUCCUUCCAUCAGCGAGAUGAUCUCUCAGGAGCAGCUCAACAAAAUCGCCUCCCUCUCCGGCUGCGCACGCUCCGUGACCCGGGUCAACUGCUCCACCAACUGCCUCUCCAGCAAGUACCGCACAAUCGACGGGAGCUGCAAUAACAGGGAAAAUCCGCUGUGGGGCUCUUCACUCACACCCUUCCACCGUUUCCUGCCGCCGAUCUACGAGAACCAGUGGAACGAGCCCGUGGGCUGGAACAAGACUCGGGAGUACAACGGGUUCACCCUGCCCAGCGUCCGCCAUGUUUCCAACCAGCUGAUGACCACGCCAACAGACGUGGAGGAUCCUGACUACACCCACAUGCUGACUCAGUGGGGACAGUUCUUGGACCAUGACACAGAUCUGACCGCAACCGCUGUGGGGCGCACCAUGUUCAGACCCGGGAUGAACUCGACCUCGUGCUCAGAGACCUGUGAACACAUCAUGCCGUGUUUCCCCAUCCCCAUUCCUGAUGACGACCCCCGCAUAAACAACACUCACGAUAAGGCCUGUAUGCCGUUCACCCGCUCCAGCGCCGUGUGCGGGACAGGAGAGACGUCCUCCCUCUCCAACACCGUCAUCCCCCGCGAACAGAUCAACCAGAUCACCAGCUUUAUCGACGCCUCCCAAGUCUACGGCUCGACCUCCGAAGUUGCCCAGUCACUGCGAGACUUCAGUACAGAUGACGGUCUGUUGCGCGUCCAGGAAGGAGCAGACAUCAGCUCAGGAAUGGACCUACUUCCUUUCCAGAACGAGGAGGUGACCUCCUGCAAUCAGGAUACCAAUGGAGGGGACUUCGUCCCAUGCUUCCUUGCGGGCGACACCAGGGCUAACGAAGUCAACACGCUGAUCGCCUCACACACCAUCUGGCUCCGCGAGCACAACAUAAUCGCCCGGGAGCUGAAGCGUAUCAAUCCGCACUGGAACGGGGAACAGAUCUACCAGGAGGCCCGUAAGAUCGUCGGCUCGGAGAUGCAGCACAUCACCUUCGCCGAGUACCUCCCCAAGAUCCUCGGGCCAAGAGGAAUGGACCAGAUUGGGGAGUACGCCGGGUACGACCCAGCCGUGAACCCCUCAACCCGAAACGGGUUCGCCACCGCCGCCUUCAGGUUCGGACACGCCGCCAUUGGAGGAAUGCUCAGGCGUUUUGAUGAGAAUUACGAGGAGGACCCUGAGAUCGGGAACGUCGCCCUCCACGACACCUUCUUCUCGCCGUGGCGCAUCGUGAAGGAGAGCGGUGUAGACUCGGUGGUCAGGGGGCUCCUCGGAGGGUUCGCCAAGCUGGUCACUCCUACAGACGUAAUGCACGAGGAGCUCUCCCAGAAGCUCUUCGCCCUGAGGAACCAGAUAGCGCUGGAUCUGGCCUCUCUCAACACCCAGCGCGGCCGUGACCACGGGCUGCCCUUCUACAACGACUGGAGAGCCUUCUGUAACCUCAGUCGGGCAGAAUCCUUUGACGACCUCUCCGGUGAAAUCUCCAACUCAGACGUACGUGACAAGCUGGCUGACGUAUAUGGUGACGUCAACAACAUUGACGUAUUUCCCGCAGCUCUGCUGGAGGAUCACGAGGACGGCGCCAGAAUCGGACCGACCUUCAGGUGCAUGAUGGCGGAGCAGUUCAAGGCAUACCGCGACGGGGACAGGUUUUGGUUUGAGAGCGACGGUGUCCUCAGUCCCGAACAGCGUGACGAAAUCAGUCGAGUGACCUUAGCCCGCGUCAUCUGCGACAACACCGGCAUCACCCGGCUGCCGCCUGACGUGUUCCGGCGCACUGCCGUGGCUGACAUGGUGGCGUGUGAGGACAUCCCCGGCAUCAACCUGCAGUUCUGGGAGGAAAUCCCUGAAGACGGGCCUUGUGGGGAGCCUGAGGAAGUCGAGAACGCGUAUGUGCAGACGUGUGGCGCCCAAUCCCCAGACACUCACAUCUACACGUGCGACCCCGGCUACGGCAUGUCAGGGGCUGCUGAGAUCCGUUGCCUCGAGGGAGUGUUGGACAGUCCGCCGCCAACAUGCUCAGAUGCAGACGGCUGUUCGCCAAAUCCAUGUCACCAGGAUGCCACCUGCACGGACAACCCCGCCCCUGCCCUCGGGGCCACGUGUGUGUGUGACGAUGGUUACCUAGGAGACGGGUUAGCAGAUGGAAGUGGAUGUACUGCUUGCCCCGUCCUGUACCCCGGCCUACGCCCUGCCCAAAACUUCGACAUCUACCAGAACCAGUGCUUCUGGUACUCACCCAGGCAUACGCGGCUGAACUACAAGGACGCCCGUCUGGAGUGCGAGGCGCAUGGCGGCACGCUGGCCAUGAUCAAAGACGACGAUGUGCAAAGUUUUAUCCUGACCCUCCUGAAGGGUAAAACUCAAAGGAAGUACUGGAUUGGCCUGGAUGACACGGCCACAGAGGGUGAGUUCGUGUGGAAUGACGGGACCCCGCUCGGAACCUUUCGGAAGUUCAAGUCCAAGGCCCCUCACAAACGCCGGGACUGCGUGGUACUAUGGAGGACCAACAGGCACAGUCGCUGGUACCGCUUCAGCGGCGGGAUGAGGCUGCCGUACAUCUGCCAGCUGGGUACAAGUAGCUAA